Messenger RNA from Tauraco erythrolophus (red-crested turaco), 4363 nucleotides. Lineage: Eukaryota; Metazoa; Chordata; Aves; Musophagiformes; Musophagidae. The record is from RefSeq and is a predicted model, not a curated record.
CUUUACCAAGAACCUCUCUCCAGACAAAAUCAACCUGAGCACGCUGAAAGGGCAAGGGCAGCUGACCAACCUGGAGCUGGAUGAAGAGGUGCUGCAGAAUGUGCUGGAGCUGCCCACCUGGCUGGCCAUCACUCGGGUCUACUGUAACAAGGCAUCUAUCAGGAUCCAGUGGACAAAACUGAAAACACACCCAAUCUGCCUGUACCUGGAUAAAGUGGAGGUGGAGAUGCGAACAUGCGAAGAGCCUCGGCCACCCAACGGACAGUCGCCCAUUGCUCUUGCUGCAGGCCAAAGUGAAUAUGGCUUUGCUGAAAAGGUCGUGGAGGGGAUGUUUAUCGUUGUCAAUUCCAUCACCAUCAAGAUUCACUCCAAGGCCUUUCAUGCUUCUUUUGAGCUAUGGCAGCUCCAAGGCUACAGCGUCAACCCAAACUGGCAACAGAGUGACUUGCGCCUCACUCGCAUUACUGAUCCGCAGAGAGGAGAGGUUUUGACAUUCAAAGAGCUCACCUGGCAGACACUUCGGAUAGAAGCAGAUGCCACUGACAACGGCGAUCAGGAUCCUGUUACUACUCCUCUGAGACUCAUUACCAACCAGGGGAGGAUCCAGAUCUCUCUCAAGAGAAGGACCAAAGAUUGCAAUGUGAUGGCAUCUAAGCUGAUGUUUCUCCUUGAUGACCUGCUCUGGGUGCUGACAGACUCUCAGUUGAAAGCAAUGAUGAAAUAUGCAGAGUCUCUGAGUGAAGCCAUGGAGAAGUCUGCCCAGCAGAGGAAAAGCUUGGCACCAGAGUCUGUACAGAUCACACCACCUGCUCCAAGUACCCAGCAGUCCUGGUCUCAGCCAUUUGUAGUCAACCCGAAUGCAAGUAGCAUUGGUCAAUACUUUGAUAAGCAUGACAUGAAAGAGUCAUCGUACCACCUCCUCAUCUCACGCUUGGAUCUGCAUAUCUGUGACGACAGCCACACUCGAGAGUCAGGUGCUUUCAAGCAUGGAAUGCUGGGAGGUGCCAUGCAGCUGACCUUCAGGAGGAUGGCUUUUGACUAUUAUCCUUUCCACAGGACAGGAGAUGCCUGCAAGCAUUGGGUGAGGUACAGUGAAGCAAUGGAAACGCGGGGACAGUGGGCGAAGAAGUUGGUCAGUGAAUUUCAAAGCAAGAUUGAGAAGCUUUAUGAAGAAAUGGACCCUGCAUUUGCCAGGACUCCACUUUCCCCCUUCAAAAGCAAACCAGAUACCUCGUUGAGUCCUCAGAAAAGUUCCUUAGAGAAAGGCCGUGUACCUCCCACAAGCUUGCCACGACUCCGGCACCCUCCCUGGAACCGGCUUCGAUCCAGCUGUGUGGUAGUUCGAGUGGAUGACUUGGAUGUUCACCAGGUUUCUACAGCUGGUCAACAAAGUAAGAAACCCUCCACCUUGCUUUCAUGUAGUAGAAAAUUCUUCAAACUUCCUGAUCAGGUCUCUGCAAUCCAUAUUGAAUUCACAGAGUAUUACUUCCCAGACAAUCAGGACUUUCCAGUUCCGUGCCCAAACCUGUAUGUACAACUGAAUGGCCUGAUGCUUACCUUGGAUACAGCAAGCGUGCUCUGGAUAAACCUCUUCUGUCUGGAUCUUUAUCGCAGCUUGGAGCAGUUCAAAGCUAUCUACAAGCUGGAGGACUCGGGCAAGCAUGAUGAGCAUGUUGAUGUUCGACUGGAUGGCUUCCGACUGAAGCUUAACAUCCCUGUGGAGAAGAAAGUUGCUGACCAUCAGGAUCGUCCACAGGCACUCUGCAUUUGCACGUCGGAGGUGACUGCCACCAACACCCGCCACGCUCCCUUCUGCAGCUGUCAGGACCUCCAGAACCUUUUCCGUAGAUUUGCCAGUUCAGAAUUCUUCCACUCUAGCUACACGAAGUUUCCAAGGUCUAGGGACAAUUUCAGCCUCCUCCACACCCUUUUCUUGCGCCAUGCCUAUGAGGUGGAUGAUAGGCCACGGAAGCAUCCAGGCUUUCCCCAGCUACUACACAAAACCUCUGCCUCUGAAGAUCUGUGGUCUAUGAAUUUCACUGAGCUUUCCCUGGACUUUGAGGGGGCUGAAAGCUCAAAGGGCAGAGCCCUUAGCUUCAUUGACCCAUUUCCCCUUUCCAUUUGGGCCUGCCUUCCCAAGAGAUGGGGACAAGCUCAGAUAUCUAAACGACAGGAAUUGGUGGCCUCUGGGUUGAAAAUCAAGCCUUCUGCCAGCUUUAGCAAUCACUCCAAAAAUGAGAAUCUUUCUGGAGAACAUGGGGUUUGUCAAAGAUCAAAGACUGACCAGGAUCUGAAGAACAUCUACAAGGUCCCAGAGACAAUGGAUGUCUUGGGAGAAUCUGACUGCGAAGUUGAUGAUGGAGUAGAUAAUAAAGAGCUGGAAACCUCUGCUGAUAUCCAUGUGCUUGUGUCCUCAUCUGUUCACGUCAAAGUGCGGCUCAACCACUACCAAUACUUGGUGCUGCUCAGGAUGAAAGAAGUUCUGCAAACACUACAGGAGCAGUUGGCCCGAGAUACCCAGGAAGUGACUGGGUCUCCUUUAGAUCCCAUGUCUGCUUGUGUAGGAGUUAUGUUCCAUAGUGCCGAAGUGGCCCUGCUCAUGAACCCUGCACCAGGCUCUGUCUUGGAACCCAGAUCCCUUGACUCGGACACAACAAGCCUGAUCGAGUCUGAGCUCUCGCCUUCAGACAGCAAGGAGGGGCUGGUGCCUGAAGAGAAGGAGCUGAAAUCAGAGACCAGUUCAGAGAAGGGAGUAUGCAGUACCUCAGUGGUCCUAGAGGACAGUGGGAUUGAAAAUACCAGUGUAACCAGUAUGCCACUGGAGAAACUCCCAAGAUCCGCAAGUGAUGGAGCUCUGAGUACAGCUCCACAUAGUAAGAGCAUAGAGGAGAAAGGUUUGAUAGAGGAAGCCCAUGAAGCUGUGGAAGCCCUGGUUGCAGAGAGACCAGCAGAGACCAGCAGCCACCCUCAGAGCCCCCUUGCUCUCCCCUCUAGCCCAGCCUCAGACACGCAGCCCUUGGGGAGAGGAAACAUCGCUCUCAAUGGCCAGGCAGAAGUCAUCCCUUUGAAGAACAUAGAGGUGGAGCUGUCUAGUGCACUGCACAUCACAAAGGAUGCCACGAAGGAAGCCCUGCAUGUGACUAUGGACCUCACCAAAGAAGCCAUGUCUAUAACAAAAGAUGCUCUGAGCCUGAGCCGGGAGAAGAUGACCUCCACCGUGCAGAAAAUGCUCUCUCUCCCCCCAGCCAAGGAUUCUGUGCCCAAGGCAGAAGAGGGAGCAGUGACUCCAGGUGGGGGUGGCAGCAGCCGAAUGCGUUUCUUCUCGAUGAAGAGGACAGCAUCCCAGCAUUCCUUUGACACCACAUCCGUGGAUGGGAGCGGCCCUGAGGAUGGGCUGUCCGUGGACAGCGAUGGCAGCGACGGCUUUGUGAUGCUCACAGACUCGGAACCCAGCCUGGACCCUCUUCCCUCAGGGCAUCUUCCUCAGGUCCACAAUGACACAGGCAGUAGAACAAGCCUGAUGGCAGAGGACGAGGGUGGAGUGUCUCCUGAAAUAAACAGCUCGACUUCACAGAGUGAAGACCCCAGCCUUCAGCUGGUGUCUGUCCUCGUGUUGAAGAUGAACGAGGUGAACUGUGGAAUAGAGGCACAAGGUGAUGAUUUGUCUGUUGCUUUACAAGUAACGAAGGUGGUUCCAGAGCAACUGAGCAACGUUGGAAUGUGGCAGUAUCUGCGUGGCUAUCUGGGAGAUCCAGGGAUAGAGAAGCUUUCGGUCCCUGAAGCUAGUAAGACCCAGCCAGAAGUGUGCUUACGUCUGGAAGUAGGACCUAACGCUGCCGUGCGUUCCCCACUCGCUGUUCAGAACGGCUUCCUUCAUAUGCUGGUCCACAGUUACACAGCAGAGCUAUUCAUGUCCUUCCUUACCAACCUGGGCCCCUUUCUUGAGGAUGAAAUAAUUCCAGAGGUGAUCCCCAUGGAGAUAGAAGUUGUGGAUGCCAAAAUCACGUUGAAGGAUGACAGCCCCCGGGUAUACCCUACCUCCCCUGGCCCUGUCCCUAUCACCUUGGCAGUAGAUCAUGUCAUUGUGAAGCGCAAAGACGAUGGGGUGUUCUAUCUAACAGCUCCGCAAGGGGAGGGCUCACUGAAACAGGAAAAACCUGUGUCAGUUCUUCAGGAACAGGAGGCCCCAGCGGAGUGUGUCUUGGCAGCCCCAGCAGCAGGAGCACGUGGACUGCAGUUAAAAGAAGUGCCAGAGUUGCAAAGGGAGCUUCAGACCAUGAAAAUAGCCCUUGCAGAAGCCAACAUGGACAAGGCUCGCCUUCUGCAGGAAAUUAGGAAAUACAAUCCCCUCUUCCAGCUUUGA